Sporothrix brasiliensis 5110 is the source of this 1215-nucleotide messenger RNA. RefSeq lists its product as uncharacterized. Gene Ontology annotation, cellular component: cytosol. The transcript has 2 exons. The record is from RefSeq and is a predicted model, not a curated record. Gene Ontology annotation, molecular function: glyoxylate reductase (NADPH) activity; hydroxypyruvate reductase [NAD(P)H] activity; NAD binding. Bases 1 to 1215 code for a protein of 404 amino acids. NCBI's taxonomy places the organism in Eukaryota, Fungi, Ascomycota, Sordariomycetes, Ophiostomatales, Ophiostomataceae.
AUGGCCGAGCCAUUCAACACGCCCGUGCCCGGCGCAACACCUGUGCCAGGCGCGUCGCCGGUCUACGGCACGCCGGUUCCGGGCGCCACGCCGCGAUCCACGACGCCCGAGAUCGAACGCGCCGCCCGCCCCAUCGUCCUCCACAUCGGCGACGAGGUCCGCUACAACCCGGCGACAUACGCCGAGUUCGCCCGCAAAUUCGACAUUGUGCGGCCCAGCCUCGCCGAGCGCCAGCGACCCGUCUUUGCCCAGGCCCUGCGCGAGGGCCGCUGGGGGCAGUUUGCGGCCAUCUUCCGGCCGUUCUGGGGAAGUGGCGGUGAGAUGGGCGCAUGGGACGAGGACCUGGUGGCGCUGCUGCCCGCCAGCUGCAGGGUGUUUGCUAGUGCCGGCGCAGGGUUCGACUGGGCCGACACCAAGGCUCUGGGGGCUCGUGGCGUCAUUUAUUGCAACGCCGGGCUGGCGGCCGCCGAGGCCGUGUCCGACUUUGCGGUGGCCAUGGUGAUUUCGACGUUCCGCCACCUGGCCUGGUGCAUCGGCGCGGCCACCCUGGCCGACCCGGCCCUGCGAAGCGCCGCCUUUGCGGCCAGCCACAGCCGGACCACGGCCCAGUCGCACAACCUCCGCGGCCACGUCCUCGGCCUCGUCGGCAUGGGCAACAUUGGCCAGAGCAUCGCCGCCAAGCUCGGCUGCGUCGCGUUCGGCAUGCAGAUCCACUACCACGACAUCGUCCGCAAGCCGGCCGCGCUCGAGCAGGAGCUGCGCGCGACCUACCAUGCGUCGCUGCAGGACCUGCUGGCGGUGGCCGACUGCGUCGUCCUCUGCACGCCCGCCGCGGCCGACGGCACGCCGCUCAUCGACAAGGCGGCCCUCGCCCAGAUGAAGCCCGGCGCCCGGUUUGUCAACGUGGCCCGGGGCUCGCUCGUCGACGAGGAGGCGCUGGCCGACGCCCUGGAGGACGAGGCGGGCGGGCUCGCGGCGGCCGCCCUCGACGUCCACGCCACCGAGCCUCACGUCCACCCUCGGCUCCUGCAGCUGGCCACGCUGUCGGCGGCCGCGUCGACGCCCAUCCCGGCGCGCGUCAUGCUGACCUGCCACAACGCGGGCGGCACCGUGGAGACGCACAUUGGCUUCGAGGAGCUGAGCAUGCGCAACAUUAUGGCCGUUCUGGACGGCGGCCAGGCCAUUACCCCGGUGAACCUGCACUACAUGACGUGA